Molecule: messenger RNA, 982 nt
Organism: Salvia splendens (bonfire salvia)
Lineage: Eukaryota; Viridiplantae; Streptophyta; Magnoliopsida; Lamiales; Lamiaceae
Exons: 2
Coding region: 471-896 (141 amino acids)
Source: RefSeq, a predicted model, not a curated record
AUUCUUCCUUUCUGCGGUUUUUUUCCUUUCAAAUUGAAUAGUAGUUGAGGAAAUUAUAUUGGUUAAUUGUUUGCAUUGAGUAUAGAAAUGGAAGAAAUUAAUGCUUAGGGUUAAGGUGGUCGUUUUUAUCUAAUUCUCGACUGAUUCUGCGUAAUUUUGCUGUAGAUUGAAGUUCAUUUUAAGCCCCUUUUAGGUUGUGGUUAAGGAAAAUUAAGAACUACUGGGAAAUGAUUUCUUGUACCAAAGUUGCUUUAUAUUAGACUAAAAUGUGAUAUCCAAUCCAGAUAUUAAUUUGAUCGAUGAAUUAGUCAUAUUGCCAUAGAAAUUGUAUGCAGGAGAAUGGAUUUUCAGUGAAAUGAAAAAUACGCAUAUGUGAAAUCAUAGCCAUGGACCAUCACCCUAAUUGAAAUUUGCUGCACCAGACUGAUCUUUUGCGCGUUGUUGGCAUAGCAAGUGUAAAAUAAUCGGAUAUGGCUAGUAGUAUCACGGCUCCGAUGCUAGCACUCCCUUCAUCUUCUGCCAAAAAGCACAAAAGUUUCGUUCCUAGCCCGAGGCAGUACCAGCCUAUACGAGCAAUGAAGGUGGAGAAGCCAUUGGAGGAGCUCUACAACGUAAAGGUAGAGAGGAAGGUCUCAAAGGAGCGCUUGGCAGAGCUCGGUGUCUCGAGAUGGUCUGUGUGGAAGACGGGCAAGUGCCAGCUCCCAUGGGACUGGCAGGUCGAUCAGCUCGUUUAUAUCGAGGAAGGGGAAGUGAGAGUGGUGCCGGACGGGAGCAAGCGCUACAUGAGCUUUGUUGCGGGCGACCUCGUUCGCUACCCAAAGUGGUUUGAAGCUGAUCUCUUCUUCAAUGACUUCUAUCAAGAACGGUAUAGCUUUAGAGCAUAUGGCGAUGAUUAGCAGAUGAUGAUCUUGAUCCUAUGUUGUAUGUUCAGAAGAAAAUUGUUGGAUUUUGAGUUAAAUUUAUGAUAUGAAUGUUGAAGAUA